AUGGAAUCCUCAGUCCUGAUGCGUCAGCUCCUCCGCACGCCGGCAUCAUGCCGCGCCUACCUAACCCAGUCGCGCGCCUUCUCGCUCGCACCCGCGCUGCCCCACGCCCGCUUCAUCUCGACACCCACGAUUCUGCGCCCCAGCUUCUGGGCAUCCAUGAUCCCCAAACCGCUGAAAGACCGCGCUUCUGCACCAAAGUCCCGCGGAUGGAACCCCGCAACGCCCUACAUCAUCCUUAGCCUGCUCGUUGGCAGCCAGGCAAUCCAGAUCCUGUGGCUGAAGCAAGAGCGAGCGCACAGUUUGAGGAAGGCAGAGGCGAAGAUCGGAGUGCUGAAAGAGGUCAUCGAGAGGGUGCAGAACGGGGAAGAUGUCAAUGUUGAGAAGGUGUUGGGCACGGGCGAUGCAGAGAGUGAGAAGGAGUGGGCUGAGGUGAUGAAGGAUAUACAAGAAGAAGAAGCGCUGUUCCAGAGCAAGAAGAAGAGGAAGGCGUUGAGAGAGUUCGCGGCGAAAGAAGCAAGUGAGCAAGCGAGUGCUGAAGAAGCGGCCAAAGAGCAGAGACAAGCCAAGGUUGAAAGCAUUGGUGGAGUGAAAUUCUAUUAG
Molecule: messenger RNA, 600 nt
Organism: Ascochyta rabiei
Lineage: Eukaryota; Fungi; Ascomycota; Dothideomycetes; Pleosporales; Didymellaceae
Exons: 2
Coding region: 1-600 (199 amino acids)
Source: RefSeq, a predicted model, not a curated record